AUGCAAGCCCCUAGGAGCGGACACUUUCAAGCUGCUUUGCAUGCUCUUCGAUACAUCCGAAAUGAUCCAAGUUUGGGUCUUUUCUUCUCUUCGGAGCAAUCAUUCCAAAUUCUGAGUUAUUGUGAUGCCGAUUGGGCAUCUUGUUCGGAUACUCGCAGAUCUGUGAGUGGAUUCUUCUUGACUAUGGGCAAUUGUCCCAUUUCGUGGAAAUCGAAGAAACAACAGGUUGCCGAUAUUUUCACCAAAGGAUUAGGCGGACCUUUGCAUUGGCAUUUUUUGGGCAAGUUGGGCGUCCGAUCUCCGGGCUCCCACUUGAGGGGGGGUGUUGAAGAUGAAGCUUCUGAG
This is a messenger RNA of Nicotiana attenuata, 345 nucleotides long. RefSeq lists its product as uncharacterized. The record is from RefSeq and is a predicted model, not a curated record. Lineage: Eukaryota; Viridiplantae; Streptophyta; Magnoliopsida; Solanales; Solanaceae. The annotation marks the transcript as partial. The transcript is spliced from 2 exons.